AUAUUCUGGAUUUUAGUCUCAUUGGUUUGUGAAUUUUAUGAAUAAGAAUGCAAAGUGAACGUUUUAUUGUUAAGUUUAUAACAGUGAACAAUUGUUUUGCCUAUUUACCGGAUACUUGGCUACGUAAAUUGGAAACUAAGGAGAAUGUAAUCAAAAUAAUUCACAAAGAUAAAACGCAUUAUAUGUCAUGUAACGUAAGGCCAAAUCUUAAUGAAAGUUUGUGCAUUGGUACAACUUUUGCAAGAAGUUUGAACAUCGAAGAAGGUGACGAAGUAAUUGUAUCGUUCGUGAAGAAUGUUCCAAUUUUAAUAAAAAUAAAUGUCGCACCUCUCACCGCGAACGAUAGAGAAAUUUUGGAAUUACAAAUAGAAAAAGUACAAUCUACAUUGCUUAGUCAAAUACGAGUGGUAGUAGAAGGUCAACCGAUCGUAGCUUGGGUUUCAAGAUUUUCUUACGUAACCUUAAUCGUAGAAUCACUGGAACCACCAGUGAAAUAUGGCAAACUCGAACAAUUUUCGGAAAUACACGUUGCCGAUACGGCAGUGAAUAAAAAGGAUGACGAUUCGAAUGAAAACGGCAAGAAAACAUCCCAUAUCGCGAACAAUUUGCUUUCGGCAUUCAAUAAAUUUUUACCAAUUACAAAUGAUCGAAAUUCGAUCAAAAGGAAAGAUGAAGCGAUCAGAAAUUACGAGCUGUUGCAUAGUUUUAGCAACAGAAAAUUACCCACGAUAUGCCGUGUCCAUCCAAUGCCUAAAAUGGAUACGAUCGAAGGAAAUAUGUUCGACGAGAUUGCACGUUGUCCUUAUCACGUGUUCGUUCCGAGUGAUCAAGCAUCAGAAUUCUUGGAAAAUUUUGGGAUAGCUCGCAUAAAAAAACUUCCAGAGGACAAGCAAUACGUGAACAUAACCAACACGAAUUUUCUUGUAAAAGACGAGUCUCCUGUUCCAAAUCUUUUUACAGAAUUGAUAGUGAGGGUAUACACUUUGGAGGAUUUGUUAGAGAAAACCAGCACGUUGAACGAAGAACAUUUUAAUAUUAAUUUACGUCACAAGAGCGUGUACGUGUCGGACAGUUUGAGAAUCAGUUUGAAGUUAAAAGUAGGUGCAAAGGUGAGCUUAACGUUGAUGGAUAGAACUGAAAUAUCUGUACCGUCCUCCCUUGAAUUAUUUUCGUGGAGAGAUUCGGUAUCGGUGAAAGAUUUCGAGGAUUACGUUAAAAAGUAUUCCCUUCAUAAUAAAUUGUUGAUUAACUCUUGUGCUGUUAUUGUAAUGGAUAACGGGAGUUCUUGUAUAGUGAAAAUUUCAUCGGAGGAUUGCAAGUUUGCCGUGAUCGACGAGGCCACUUUAAGGGAUACGAGAGUGCGUAUGAGGUCAGUGGAGGAAAAGGAUCAGUUUCGAGUGUUUGACAAGUUGGAUCAAGAAUAUUCUCGUUUAGAAAAAACGUAUACGAGUCACUUGACGACAGUUUUAACGGAAUGUCGAUUAGCGUUAGAUCUCAGUCUAGGCUUACAAACACAAUUACCUUUUGAAUACAAUCCUGAAAAUAUUUUAAUUUCUGGCGUGGUUGGUUCGGGCAAAACUGCCAUUUGUAAAAUAAUCGAGGACAUUAUGCGAAGUCCACCGUAUUUCGUGCAUACUCAUACGAUUGAUUGUAGAUCGUUAAAAGGGAAGAAAGUAGAAAUGUUACAAAAAAUUAUUAUGGCUGCUCUGUCCGAAUGUGUCUAUUAUCAACCUUCGAUAAUAUUUCUGGAUGAUAUAGAAGCCAUAACGAAUGCAUCGAUGAACGAUGAAGAGAACACACCUGAUGCUUUAAAUGCUGCCAGGAUAACAGAUAUGUUAAAUAACACGGUGAUGCAAUAUCAAGAAUCAUAUCAAGUGUCAUUAAUUGCAACGUGUACAAGUAUUAACAGGAUAGGUCAGAAAUUAAGGCCGGCUAGGGGUUGUCAUUUUUUUAGGACUGUUUUAUCUAUUCCUAAUUUAGAAAAGGCGGAUAGAAUCAAUAUUUUGCAAUUAAUGCUCGGAGAUAAGUUGUACACGCCUGGAGACGUGAAUUGGGAUUACUAUGGAAACAAGACCGAAGGGUGGGUGUUUCAAGACCUCGUGGAUAUGGCUAAGAAAGCUACGUUCGCUGCUUGGAAGCGUCACGAUUCCUCUAAGCCUCCCAUCGUGAUCGAAGAAGAGGACAUGGAGGUCGCCCUGAAGAAUUACACGCCGAUGUCUCUACAAGAUGUGCAAUUGUACAAAGGCACGGGCCACGUUUGGUCAGAUAUUGGUGGUCUGACCGACGUGAAAAGAUCUCUGGUAGAGAUUUUACAGUGGCCGUUGAAAUAUCCUGAGAUAUUCAAGAAUGCUCCUAUCAAACUGCAAAAUGGCAUUUUAUUAUAUGGCAUGCCGGGAACAGGGAAAACAAUGCUGGCCAAAGCGAUUGCCAACGAAUGCGGUGUUAAUUUGAUCAGUAUUAAAGGCCCGGAAUUAUUGUCAAAAUAUAUCGGUGUUAGCGAGGAGUCUGUUAGAAACGUAUUCGAGAGAGCUCUUCGUGCCAAACCGUGCGUCUUGUUUUUCGACGAAUUCGACAGUCUCGCUCCAAGGCGAGGCCACGAUAGUACCGGUGUCACCGACAGAGUGGUGAACCAAUUAUUAACCCAAAUGGACGGAGUCGAGGAUAGAGAAGGUGUUGCGGUUGUGGCAGCCUCUUCGAGGCCAGAUUUAUUGGAUCCAGCCCUGUUGAGACCUGGACGUCUCGACAAAGCGUUGUAUUGUCCUCUUCCGGACGAGGCGGACAGAGAGGAAAUUUUGACCGCUCUCUGCAAAAAACAGAAAGUAGACACGACAGGAUUGGAUUUAAAAGAACUGGCCAUUCUCACUUCAGGCUUCACCGGCGCGGAUUUGAAUGCCGUGCUGACCCAAGCCAGAUUAUCAGCCUUAGAGAACGCGAUUGCGAACGUUUCCAACGGAAAGAUCGAGGCAGAGGACAUUAAGAUUUCUCAGACGCAUUUAAUCGAUUCCAUCAACUCUACCCAUCCCUCUUUGCCUCGUGCCGAAAAAGAGAAGUACAGAAGGAUUUACGCCAAAUUUGCGAAGAAUGACAAUUUUAUGGAAGAUAUAACGAAGAAUCAGAAGGCUACUUUGGCAUGAAUGACACAACCUCAAAUAAUAACAACACAUGGAUUAUCUAUCUAUCGAAUCUAUCCAUCGAAAUCGAAAACGAUUUGCGAAAUUGAUAAAUUAUCAAAUUCUCCACGAUCGUUGAAACCCAGAAUGCCUUCAGAUCUCGUGAAAGACCCGUGGCGCCCCUAACUUUUCUUUUAUCGCACGUAUAUAUAACACAUAUACGCGAGACUUGAGAUCCGCGGAGCGAACAUGGAUGGGAUGGAGGGGUUCCGCGAGUUUUCCUCGUUAUAACCGUGCAUAAGCGUAAUCCGGAUGCCUUCUUCGCCUCUCAAGAAACUCGCAGCCUCCUGGUCGUUGCACGCCAUGCUGGAAGCUUAACAGCGGCACGGAACUUUUCGUAUUAAUAAUCGGUAUAAUAAUUAGUAUUUUCAUGCGCGACUUAGCAGGAAGGACGUGGCCGCAUGCGAGGCGGGGAACGAGGCACGGUGAAAGGGGCGAGGUGGUGGCGAGAGAGACGAGAGAGAAAGAGAGAGAGAACGGAGAGAACUUCGGUGGAUCUUGAUUUUAAGUUCCAGGCGAAGGAGGCGCAUAUUUCACCGCGCUAAUGUCCCGCCAGAUAAACUACAAUAUUAGCUGCCUUCGCCCGUGAUUUAAUUUAACUUUGCCCCGGCGCGACAUCCGCCUCUAGCUUUCGGCUGCCUCCCGCUUCAGCCUGGUUAACCGCCCCCUCCCCCUCCCGCUCGACCACCCUCGCCGCGUCGACAUGUGUUUCUGGUUUAUAGUUUUCGAGGCCUGCGGAUAAGCGGAUUCCGAAGAAAUUACGCGCUCGUUUUGAAAUAAUAUAACGCUCGAGGUUUUCGAUUUUUGGAUAGGCGGUCGAUAGGCGAGACGCGAGAAUAUUGAUCUUUUUUUUUUUCUUUUCAAAAAUCGAAUCGACCUUUGGGAAAAUAUUUGUCCGUUUGCGCGUCUCGUGAAAUUCGACGAAAAUGGUUGAAGUUAGUUCACUCGUGAAGGAUUAAUGUUUCGGAUUUAGGUUGCGUGAAAUUUAACAUUGCAUUCUGUUAGACGAUAUUAGAAAAAUAGAAAUACGAACAAUUCGUCUUUCGUUGCUGCGACAAAAAAUUGAGCGUCUCGGUUAAAGUCCAAGUGAAAGACGUUUCCAUUGCUAGUUCCCCAUGGCAUUCAUCAGAAGCCAUUACGCGACACAGAGAGCCGGUGAACGCGGAGGCAAACAAACUUGCACUCGCGAUUAUUCGGGGAAGAAUUAGGAUGGCAUUCAUUCCUGUUGGAAAUCAUGUUGGCAUUGUCGCCGUGUCCUUUCGAAAGCCUCUACGUUUCUUCUUCUUCUUCUUCUUCUUCGUCGUUGUCGUCGUCGUCGUGACGUUUUCUUCUUCUUCUUCUUCUUCUUCUUCUUCUUCUUCUUCUUCAAGACGCCCUCGACGUCGAAGAAAAGUGGCGAUGGAUGGCGUAGGGGGUGAUGGAAGAGAGGGACGGAGAGUCAAGUUUUCGAAUGUCAAGGUAACGAGAUUAGCACGACGAGAAACGGUAAUCAGGAAUAAAAAUGCUACGACCGACGGCAUUUACGCUAACUAAUCUCCUUCAGGAGGCGAGGAGGCGCUAACGGAGUUAGGAGCCAGCCAGCCCCGCGUUUCCACGAGGUUUUCGUCGCUCGGCCGGCUUGUUAGCCGGAUAAUUGGCCAUUUUUAUGCUAAGCAGACCCGCAGCUGUUACGCUACCUCCCAUUCUCGUUUACGCUUUUCUUCUAGCCUCUCUUACCUCCGAUUGAUCGUCCCCGGUUUUGUCUUCUCCGAGAGAGUUUGUCUCUUCGAGUUGAAAUUUUUACGAAAGAUAUAUAUAUAUCGCAAUUUUUCAAUAAUUUUAAAUUUAGACUCUGCCGUAAUUCAAAUUUAAUUUCUUCUAAAUCAUUUUUCAUUGAUUCGAGGUUCUUUAUAGGGCGGGAAAAAUGGCAAAGGAUCUUCAAUAUCUUUUCGAUAACCUCUGAUUGAGUCGUUCUUUUACAAAAUUCACAAACUUUCGACUUUAUUUCGUAGAAUCGCUUUUAAAAUCGUACGUUUCGAUUCGCGUGCUCCUUCUUUUACACCAUCGGCUCCCUUUCUCUCUAUCUCGCGGCCGGUACACGAUAAGGGGGUAACGGCGGUCUGUGGUAAGGCGAUUACCGAAUCGUGGAAAUACAUUUCUCUGGUCAAAGUAUCAGCAGCCCACCUUUGUGCCGGGAAUCGCGACGAAGGAUGCUCGAACAAUCGCGAUUGUUCGACAAAGCGAAAUUAAACGGAUAUGAAUCCAAAUGCAGGAACGAAUUUCAUAAAAAUGCGCCAGAUGAUGAUGCCAUCGUUUUCAGACUAUGGAAUAAUAGUCUCAGAAUAGUUAAUUUGGGCGAAAGAUUGAUUCUAUAUUUCCAUAUCUGAUAUUAAAUAACGAAAAAAGUCAUAAUUAAGUGAGCUGCAAAUAAAAUUUUUAACUUUCGAUAUUAUCUCAAUUUUUAUUUUAAUUAUAAUCGACAACAACCGUAACGAUCUUUAAAAUAAAAAUAAAAAUUCCAAGUAAUCGCAUUAUACUAUUACAAUUCUCUUCAUUCGUAUGAAAUUCCAUUUUCCAUACGAAACUUCGGUAAAAUUUCAAAACUUAAAGGAAUCCAUCCAGGAAAGAUUUUCAGAAUUUCGCCAUGGAAGGUGGCCGUCGAAUGCGCAGACGAAUCACAUUCGCGGUCGACGACGAUACGAAACAAUUUGGCGCGGCUGCGUUUCGAUCCCGGAAUUACGUGGGCAGGCACGGUCGGGGGGAGGAGUUUGGCGUUGCAAAAAUACAGGAUGGAAAUGCAGAACAAGGAGGCAAAAUCCAUCUAGUGAUUUCACAGGCAAUUAUGCCGUGGCGGCGCGCUGGCUGGGUUACUCUUAUUUAACGCCAAUGUGCGCCGAGAGCACGCUUCAACGCCCUUGCACCGCGAUCCCAUUUGCGCGAAAUUGUCAAUGAUAGAAUGGCAGAUUGAAAACUCGACAUUCAGCUUACCCCCUUUUCCGCCACGUUCUCGCCUUUUUCCAACUAGUCCACACUAUAUCCUUCGCGCCAUCUCCUUGUCAAUUAUUCCCAGGAUCGAAUCGCGAAUUUUGUCCACGUUUGUUUCGUGAUACGAUGAUAUUUAAUUAUGCGGACGAUGGAAUAAGAUUGAAUAAGAUCUAACGUAAGGAUAUUCCGAAUUUUAUAUUAAUUCGAAUCGAAGAAGAAUCAAUGACGAUUAAGUUUAAUCGAUGUUUUCCGAGAGAAAUGAAACUGAACGGUGUUGUAAAAAUUGACACAUGGUCGGAGAGGGAAAAUCUAAAGUCGUGCUUGGAGAACAAACGUUCUCGGCAAACACGGGGGGUUGCGAGUUUGGAGGUGGGGGUGAAAUCAUCGGAACGCGAGAGAGUUUCUCUAAUAAAUUGCACUCGAAACGUGGUCGAUCUCUCCAAAGUGUCGAGGAUAUCUCGAGGUGUCGGUUGAAUCGAAUGAAAAGAAAGCAGCGAUAACUCGAUUAUCGGAGACCCGGAUAAAUAGAUGGUGGCCAAUGCGCUUUUACCAGGAACGACUCGUCGUCCACUCGAGCGCACGUAGAAUAGCCAGGAAGCUGUAUCACGAGGCUGUCCAUCGUUUCCGUUUCUAUUGUUAACGUCAUUUUUCUCGUUAAAAUUACAAUUAUCGCAUUCUCUUUAGAUUCGAUCAAUACGUGUCAAUUUUUUCCUACAAUUUUCUAACUUAUAUUUACACGAAAAUUCAAACGGUUGUAAUUUCGAAGGUAACGAUUUCUAGUCGAAAAAUAAAAGACUGGUAGAAGCGUUUCAUUUAUCCCGAUACGUCGUUUAAAGACAAUGGUAAUUUUUAAUCGUUUACCUUAAAUCCGAUUAACUCUUUCCGAUUAAAAGAUAAUAGUUUCCUGCCAACAAAUGAAAGACCAUUAGAAGCGCGGAACCUUGCUCUUUAAGACGCUUUUUUAUUUAUCCCGAUACGAUUUCCGGUUCGCGAGAUAUCGUCGUGUGAAGACAAAGGUAAUUUUUAGUCCUUUACUAUCCCCGUCUUUGUCGCUUAUUCGGACCUCUCGCUCGCACCGACCUAUCUCAAACUGCAGACAAGCGACAGACGCGAUUCCUGGAAGUAGUGCACAUUUCCAAGAAAAAAUAGGCCGCGUGCCCAUUCACACCUCUUGCAUUGUCUCAAGUAUCACGGCAACUUUGAAUCCUUGUGUCUCGGCAAUCGAUUGAGAUAUCGGGAUGAACGAAAAAGUGAUCUGAACGGCACGGUUUCCUCUAUUUUCUCAACGAAUUUCGAUGACGAAAAUUCUAAAUCUUUUGAUAGGAUUUAAUACGCGAAUAAUACGAAUUCUCUUACGAUAUAAUUUUCCUACUCUUUCGUAUUUGUAUCCCUAACAAACGGAAAGAUAGAUUCAUAGAUAGAGAUAUAGUACGUCGCUUGGCCACUGGUUGGACCGCUUUUCCGUUGAAGGGUAGCCGAUCCACAGAAGAUCCUUUGACAGUGUACGCCGCUGUUGUGGGCGCAGCUUUCGGCCACGCUCUCUCUCUCUCUCUCGGCCACGAUAUUUACGGGGCGUUGAGGCGUGGGUAACGCUGUUUGCCGCAAUUUCUUGUUUCCAUUAGGUUGGCCGGCCUGCGGGCUAAAUUCCACCCUCGCAGGCCCACCCACCCUUCCUGCGGGCUGGGUUGCGCAACUUCGACGGCGGCGCGGGGCGAAACGACAGGCCACCACUGUGAACGAGAGAGAGGGGGGAGUAGUGGAGGGAUCAGGCGACGAGCAGGAGGGAAAUGGUGCACACAGAGAGGCCUUGGCUUCAACUGUGCGCGAUCAAAUGACGCGCGCCAGCGCCCACAAUAACGGCCUCUUCACGCUUCGCUCCGAUCCUAUUCCAAUCCAGGCCUCGAACCCCUCUCUGGAUGCCGUUCCACGAUCGAGGAUCGAGAAUCAAACUUAUGGUAAACUCAUGGCUGCGGGACGGUCUCGCUCGUGAUCGGUGUGCAUCGAUUUCGCCUUUGUACGUGGCGAUUUUUCGAAUUUUAGAUUUCGUUUCGAUCCGUCAUGACGAUUUUUAAGGAAACUGGGGAAUAAUUAACGAGGACGAAUCGCUCUUGGAGUACUUGAAGAUGUUAAAUAUUCUUUUCAACGAUAUUUGAAGAAGAAACGAAAUAAUUGGACAAAAACGAUACGCGAGAUUUCUACGUUAAUUUAUCUGAAGAAUAUAUUAAUUUCCUCUAUGAAUAUUCAAUUGCAAAUUAACGAUUUCACAAUUCGUACCCUCCCCCUCCGCCCCCUUUUAUAACUCGUUAAACGCGAUUACAAAUAAUUCCUUCCACAAUGCUUCCAAUUUCACUCGUCGUCCACUGUAUUCUGACAA
Messenger RNA from Apis cerana (Asiatic honeybee), 8508 nucleotides. RefSeq names its product peroxisomal biogenesis factor 1 (gene Pex1). The record is from RefSeq and is a predicted model, not a curated record. Gene Ontology annotation, molecular function: ATP hydrolysis activity; ATP binding. Gene Ontology annotation, cellular component: peroxisome; cytosol; peroxisomal membrane. Lineage: Eukaryota; Metazoa; Arthropoda; Insecta; Hymenoptera; Apidae. Gene Ontology annotation, biological process: protein import into peroxisome matrix.